Messenger RNA from Spodoptera litura, 969 nucleotides. RefSeq names its product pre-mRNA-splicing factor Syf2-like. Gene Ontology annotation, cellular component: Prp19 complex; catalytic step 2 spliceosome; post-mRNA release spliceosomal complex. Lineage: Eukaryota; Metazoa; Arthropoda; Insecta; Lepidoptera; Noctuidae. The record is from RefSeq and is a predicted model, not a curated record.
GUGAAGACGUGUGUCGAGGUGUUUUAGUGUAUCUAUCUAUUGUGUCGAAGGAGAAGUUAAAAGUUUCGCGUACAGUUUUGAUAUACCAAGACUGCGUGUAACACAAUGAGUGCCACAACUGAAGAAUCUACAACGGCUCUCAAAGAGAUGUCAUUUGCUGAGAGACAGAUGGAUCGCAUGAAAAGAUUGCGAUCACUGCACACUGCUAGAAAUGAAGCAAGGACGCACAACCAUCAAGAAGUAAUUGCUGAGGAGGCCAGGAACAACCUGCCGCCGAAUUACGAGGCGAAGCGACGACAAGCUGAAUGGCUGCUCGACGACCAAGCAAAGCGUCAAGAGGCAGAGAAAGCAGGGAAAGAUUACGACAGAGUGAAACUAUUAAACAUAUCAGCAGUAGAGGCUGAGCGACUUGAACGUAAAAAGAAGAAGAAGAGUCCUGAUGAAGGAUUCUCUACAUAUGAACAAGCAACCGUGAGGCAAUACAACAGGCUGGUUAAAAAUAUGCCAGCAGCUGAUAUGGAACAGUAUGAGAAACAGAAACAGAAGUAUGGCGAUGCUUUCUAUGGUGGACCUAAUGUUAUCAUUCAUGGAAUGCAUAAGGACCGCAGACAAGCUGUCGACAAGAUGGUUGAUGACCUGGAAGGGCAGAUUGCCAACAGAGCUCGUUACUCUAGGAGACGUGCACACAAUGACGAUGCAGAUAUUGAUUACAUUAAUCAGAGAAAUGCAAAUUUCAACAAGAAACUGGAGAGAUUUUACGGAGAGCAUACAGCUGAAAUUAAACAGAACUUGGAGCGUGGAACUGCCAUAUAGUUAUUGUAAGGUAAAACUAUUUGUCCAAAGCUGUUGAACCUUGAUAGUACAGUUAGUUGUAGUGGUUUGGGGUCUAAUUUGAUAAUAAUUGUAUUUUAAACUAAAUCAUAGUUAAUUGUGAUGUAAUUGUUAAUGUUUAUAAUUAUGAGCCUCUAG